CACAGCGCUUCCGCCCUAGUGCGCAUGCUCCACGGGGCCACGGUUCUCCGACCGGCUGUGGUAGUGUCAGCUCCUGUGAAGGAAGUUUCCGCUUUGCACCCCACCCGGGUCACAGUUCGGCUGUAGGACCGGCUCCCUCCCGCUCCACAUCAGCGCAUCGGGACCAUGGGGUUGCCCAAGGGGCCGGAGGGCCAGGGGCUCCCCGAGGUGGAAACGAGAGAAGAUGAAGAGCAAAAUGUCAAGUUGACUGAAAUUCUGGAGCUCUUGGUUGCAGCUGGGUAUUUCAGAGCAAGAAUCAAAGGCUUGUCUCCUUUUGACAAGGUAGUAGGAGGGAUGACAUGGUGUAUCACCACUUGCAACUUUGAUGUGGAUGUUGAUUUACUCUUUCAGGAAAACUCUACAAUUGGUCAAAAAAUAGCUCUAUCGGAAAAGAUUGUCUCGGUUCUCCCAAGGAUGAAGUGUCCCCACCAGCUGGAGCCCCACCAGAUCCAGGGCAUGGACUUCAUUCACAUAUUCCCUGUCGUGCAGUGGCUGGUGAAGCGAGCUAUAGAAACAAAGGAAGAGAUGGGUGACUACAUCCGCUCCUAUUCUAUAUCCCAGUUCCAGAAGACCUACAGCCUCCCGGAGGACGAUGACUUCAUAAAGAGAAAAGACAAGGCCAUCAAGACCAUCGUUGACCUCUCAGACACUUACAAGCCCCGUCGCAAGUACAGACGGCAGCAAGGAGCGGAAGAGCUGCUGGACGAGGAGUCCCGAGUCCACUCCACGCUUCUGGAAUAUGGCAGGAGAUAUGGAUUUAGUCGCCACAACAAAACGGAGAAGGCUGAGGACAAGAAAACAGCGCUCGCUGCGGGGCUGUCAGCCACAGAGAAAACGGAAGCUCAUGAAGAAGAUGAACUUCAGGCUGCUGAAGAGCAACGUAUUCAGUCCCUGAUGACCAAGAUGACUGCCAUGGCGAAUGCGGAGAGCCGCCUCACCGCAAGCUCCGUGGGCCAGAUCGUGGGUCUCUGUUCUGCCGAGAUCAAGCAGAUUGUGUCUGAGUACGCAGGGAAGCAAUCUGAACUGUCUGCUGAAGAAAGUCCGGAAAAACUGGGGACCUCCCAACUGCAUCAGCGGAAAGUAAUUUCCUUGAAUAAGCAGAUUGUGCAGAAGAGCAAGCAUCUCGACGAGCUGCAAAGGAAUCAUACCAGUCUCCAAGCCAAGUACAGUGACAUGAAGAAGACACUGACAGAGCUGAAGAAUCAUGGCGAGAAACUAGACAAAGAACAGGCAGCCCUGGAGCAAUUAGAAGCCAAAGCUGACCCGAGCAUUCUACAGAGCCUGAGAGCACUGGUAGCCAUGAAUGAAAACCUGAAAAGCCAGGAGCAGGAGUUUAAAGCACACUGCCGGGAGGAGAUGGCUCGGCUACAGCAGGAAAUUGAGACCCUGAAAGCUGAGAGGACACCGGGCGAGAAGACUGUCUCCGAUGGAGAGCCACAGGGUGCCCUGACCCCCACCAUGACUCACAACGAGGACCUGGACAGACGGUACAACGUGGAGAAAGAGAAGCUGUACAAGAUCCGCUUGCUACAGGCACGAAGAAACCGAGAAAUAGCGAUUUUGCACCGCAAGAUUGACGAAGUGCCCAGUCGAGCUGAGCUGAUACAGUAUCAGAAGCGCUUUAUUGAACUCUACCGUCAGAUCUCUGCGGUGCACAAGGAAACCAAGCAAUUCUUCACUUUGUACAAUACCCUGGACGACAGAAAAGUUUACCUGGAGAAGGAAAUCAGCCUGCUUAACUCAAUUCACGAGAACUUUUCACAAGCCAUGGCCUCCCCUGCUUCCCGGGACCAGUUUUUAAGGCAGAUGGAACAAAUCGUCGAAGGCAUUAAACAAAACAGGAUGAAGAUGGAAAAGAAGAAGCAGGAGAACAAGAUGAGAAGGGACCAGCUGAACGAUCAGUACCUGGGGCUUCUGGAGAAGCGACGGCUCUACUUCAAGACUGUGAAAGAGUUCAAAGAGGAGGGCCGAAAGAAUGAGCUAUUGCUGUCCAAGAUCAAAGCCAAGGCCUCCUGAACAUCCAUCUCCAUCUCUGUAUGUUGCUGAUAUUUUUUUAAUGGCAUGUGUAGACUGCAGGAUCCUGAAACGGUUCUGAAAGUGAUGGCAGAGAGAUGCAGGAAGAUUCAUUUCAACUCUCUGAAUGGAUGUUUGCUCUCUCCCAUUUGUUUCAUUUCAUCUCUCCUGGCUGCAGCCGGGGGGGACUCAGAUAGAGUGACGCCGUGGCUUGGCUGACACCUAGAGCCCCUAUGAAGAAACGUGGGCGGUGCUCAUUCACUCUGUCCAUUCAGCUUUUUUUCUCCAGAAACACUGCAUUUAUGAAGGUACCUGGAUUUGUACGGGCCCUGAGAAUAAAGAGCAUUAUGGUCAGCAAGUA
Phodopus roborovskii (desert hamster) is the source of this 2413-nucleotide messenger RNA. RefSeq names its product coiled-coil domain containing 93 (gene Ccdc93). The transcript has 24 exons. The record is from RefSeq and is a predicted model, not a curated record. Bases 166 to 2055 code for a protein of 629 amino acids. Gene Ontology annotation, biological process: Golgi to plasma membrane transport. NCBI's taxonomy places the organism in Eukaryota, Metazoa, Chordata, Mammalia, Rodentia, Cricetidae.